UCGACAGCCACAUCCAUCGCUCUCCUCUCCUCUUCUCCUCACCUGCAGCCCUCCUCUCCACUCAUCUGCUGCAGCCCUCCAUUCAUCUGGAACCCUGAGCUACACCAGUCCUUCAUCCAACCCCACAUCAGCCCUCACUAUCAUGGACACCACAAGGAAAAUGCUCUCCAUCUGUGAGGCACUCUACCACCUUAUCGUCAUGAUGCUGACACUGGGCCAAGGAGUUCAUUGCAUGCCUGUUCCUACUGACGUCCCCAUGUGCACAGCCCCAGACACUGCCCAGUACAGGCUAACGUUCUCCGGCAAGUGGACCCAGGCAGCUUUCCCUAAACAGUAUCCUGUCUACCGCCCCCCUGCACAGUGGUCAAACCUCAUUGGGGUGACCCACAGCUCUGACUACCACAUGUGGCAGCGUAAUGAGUUUGCCAGCAACGGAGUGAGGGAGUUUGCGGAGAAAGGCGAGGCCUGGACGCUCAUGAAGGAAGUCGAGGCGGCCGGCGAACGCAUCCAGAGCGUUUAUGGGGUCCUCUCCGCUCCUGCUGUUAUGGGAGGCACAGGCCAGACGAACACUGAGUUCGAGGUCUUUGCCAGGCACUCCUAUCUGUCGUUUAUCGUGCGUCUCGUUCCAAGCCCAGAUUGGUUUGUGGGUGUGGAGAGCAUUGACCUGUGUGACGGGGACCACUGGAAAGAGAAUGUGUCGCUGGACCUUUUCCCAUAUGACGCAGGAACUGACAGCGGGUUCACCUUCUCUUCACCAAACUUUGAGACCAUCCCACAGGAUAAAAUCACACAGAUCACUUCUUCCUCACCUAGCCACCCCGCUAACUCCUUUUACUACCCCCGCCUGAAGCAUUUGCCGCCCAUCGCCAAGGUAAUGCUGACCAAAGUAAAGAAGACCAAUCAGAUCAUCAGCCUGCCUGUCGAACCCACCCAAUCCAACCAACUGCCAACAGGGAACGAGAUCGAGGACACGCUCAUAAAUACCCCUCUGGACUGUGAGGUGUCAGUGUGGUCUCCUUGGGGCUUGUGCAAAGGCAAAUGCGGAGACUCAGGCGUGCAGCACCGCACACGCUACAUCAUAAUGCACUCAGCCAACAAUGGAUUAGCCUGCCCCCUGCUGGAGGAAGAGAGGAAGUGCUUCCCCGACAACUGUUUAUGACUAGGCCAGGAGAGGAGGGAGAAGAAAGAGCGCAAGGAGAGGAGGGAGAAGAAAGAGAGGAAGUCCAGGAAAGGGAGGAAAGGACGAAGGCGGAGAAACAACAACAACAAGAGGUCUGCGGUGUAUUCACAUGAGGCAUAAAUAUGAUGACUCCCUUAUUUCCUCCCUGACUACGCCGUCCGAGGAGAUGACUGAUGUACUGUUUGAUUAUCUGAGUGUUUAACUGCAGAGCAAAUCUCAUCCUCAAGUCACACUGAUAAAUCUGACAGCACGAGUGAGGUGUAGUUUGGCAAACUGCUAUUAGACACCGACUCAGUUUUGGCAGAUUAUCAAAAUUGUCUGGGGAACAGAACAAUGCCGUUCUAAACACAGCCUUUAACUGAAAUAAAACUGAAAUAUAAACAUUUGUUUGCUCACAGUGGAUUAAAACUCCUCGCAGCUUUCGUCAAGCAGAGUUACAAAGAAAUCCAAAUAAAUGAUACUGAAGAUCUGAAGUCCCUACAUCCAAAAAAUACUUAACAGAAGAUCAAAAUAAUGUAAGCUGUAGCACAGGGGAAAACAUGAUGCCUCAAUUGUUCCAUCGGCAGAAGUUAAGUAGUACAUGCAAAAAAGCAAGUCAGACAUAGAAAUGAAUAAAAGGUCCUCCCUGCAUUUAAGACAUAAUGUGUACACAUUGUGUUUGCCCUCCUAAAGACAAAGAAUAUAUUUAUUGACAGGAUUUUAACCUGUAGUGUACAGUAUAUCAAAUCUGAAAGUAAUAAGUUGUAUGCCUUUAUGUUAUUGAGAUAUUAGUUCAGGUUUUUUUUUUGUAAAAAAUGCUAAAAAUGUACAAAAAUGUAUGU
Messenger RNA from Epinephelus lanceolatus (giant grouper), 2001 nucleotides. RefSeq names its product spondin 2b, extracellular matrix protein (gene spon2b). NCBI's taxonomy places the organism in Eukaryota, Metazoa, Chordata, Actinopteri, Perciformes, Serranidae. Gene Ontology annotation, cellular component: extracellular matrix. Gene Ontology annotation, biological process: cell adhesion. The record is from RefSeq and is a predicted model, not a curated record.